AUGUAUAUAUUGCGUAUUAGACUUUCUGUGUCGUGCAGUUUCGCAGAGAGUUGAUAAGGCGUUGUUUAUAGUACUGGAAUAUUAUUCCAAAAAAAGUAUUUAAAUAAUUUAAACAAUAAUAAAACUAAUUAACAAAAUUGUGAUCCUGACAAUAAUAUCCAAGAAUAACAAAAAAAAAAGUUGCUCAAAAAUUGUAAACAUUGUUUGUGAACUAUGUUGAAAGAAAACUUCUAGGAUUAUGUUUUGAUCCACGUUAAAUACUUGACAAUUAGAUGAAUUAGAAAAACAAACAAUCUUUUAAUAAUUAUAAAAUAUAGGAACAUUUAUAAACCGAUAAUAAAAUGCCGAAAUAUUAUUGCGAUUAUUGUGACACUUAUUUAACACAUGACUCGCCGAGUGUACGUAAAACUCAUUGUCAAGGUCGUAAACAUAAAGAUAAUGUAAAAUACUACUAUCAAAAAUGGAUGGAAGAACAAGCACAAAAUUUAAUUGACGCCACAACAGCAGCCUUCAAAGCAGGAAAAAUAGCUUCAAAUCCAUUUGCAGCAACUAAAGGGGCUGCUAUUCCACCACCACCUAAUCUAGGGCCUAGACCAGGAGUUCCUCCACAAGGAGCGAUAGGAAUGAUGCCACCUCCAGGAAUGCAUCCUGGUGCACCGAUGGGCCCCGGUGGACCCAUGGUGAUGGGACCUCACGGUCCUAUGCCACCGAUGAUGGGAAUGAGACCACCAAUGAUGGGUCCUAUGGGUCCUAUGAUGGGCCCAAUGGGUCCCAUGACACCAAUGAGACCUCCGAUGAAUGGACCACCACCACCUAUGACUGCACCACCUCCAGUAAAAAAAUAAUGUAAACAUUGUUUUCUAACUUUCUUUGUAUCUAUUAAAAUAAUUAACAAAAUGAUUUAUUAUUAUUUAAAAA
Messenger RNA from Chelonus insularis, 918 nucleotides. RefSeq names its product small ribonucleoprotein particle U1 subunit C (gene snRNP-U1-C). NCBI's taxonomy places the organism in Eukaryota, Metazoa, Arthropoda, Insecta, Hymenoptera, Braconidae. The record is from RefSeq and is a predicted model, not a curated record. Gene Ontology annotation, cellular component: U1 snRNP; nucleus. The transcript has 2 exons. Bases 342 to 845 code for a protein of 167 amino acids. Gene Ontology annotation, biological process: mRNA splicing, via spliceosome; mRNA 5'-splice site recognition; spliceosomal snRNP assembly. Gene Ontology annotation, molecular function: pre-mRNA 5'-splice site binding; zinc ion binding.